Molecule: messenger RNA, 1588 nt
Organism: Triticum aestivum (bread wheat)
Lineage: Eukaryota; Viridiplantae; Streptophyta; Magnoliopsida; Poales; Poaceae
Product: GDSL esterase/lipase At4g10955
Exons: 2
Coding region: 220-1332 (370 amino acids)
Biological process (GO): lipid metabolic process
Source: RefSeq, a predicted model, not a curated record
UACUUGUAAACUUGUAAACGGAGUACUCUAUAAGUAAGCAAGUUUUCGCUGCAAAUUAAGCCAAGCAAAACCACUGGUGCUCAGUACUAGCUACUGUCCCAAAGAAAAGAAGAAGCUCGAGUUCCGGUGGUGUCCAUCAGAUCAUAGCAAGGCUUGCUGCUGCCACCUCUAGACCUUUAGCUAGCUAGCUUAGGUCGAUCAAGCGCAUCAUAUUGGCUGAUGGGUAAGGUUUCAGACACCGACGACAGUUUCGACGACAAUCGGCCGAAGCAUAUCACAGGCGUCAACAAGAUUGACUGGGCCAACGAGGAGCACCGCCGCUGCAUCGCCGCCUGCCUCGUCAAAGGCGUUUACGUCCACGAGAACGACAGAGCGGAGCGCAGGGCGGUUAAGCUGGCGCCGGCAUGGUGGGAAAGCUUUGGCUUCCACCUAAAGAAAGAACUCAGAGAGCCGAUAUACUCCGCCAUCGUCGGUGUUGUAUUCGACACCAUCUACGGUGCCAUCUUCGAGUACAGCCCCAGCGCGCCCGGCGACCGGUGCGCUCCACGGUAUGUCGUCGCCUUCAGGGGCACAAAGCCGGGGAGUAUUCGAGACUACUACCUUGACCUGAAAAUAGUGAUCAACAAACUGGAGAAACGCACGCGCGUCCAGCAACCGUGCCGGUUGGUCGACCAACUUAUUACUGCUAUGAGAAAGGAGGACCAAGCAAGCCAAGGCCAAGACAGCUGCAUCUGGCUCGCCGGGCACUCUCUCGGAGCAGCUGUGGCGCUGGUCGUGGGACGGUACGUGAUGGUGCAGGAGAAGCCGCCCAACCUCCCGACCUUCCUCUUCAAUCCACCGCACGUGUCAUUUAUAACGUCGAUCAACUUGCUGAAGCUGGACCCGGUGGCGAAGGAGAGCGUGCACCGGGUGGGUAACAUCUUAAGGGAGGGUGCUGCAAAGGUCUUGCGCUCCCAUCGGGAGCGCAUGGACAACUUGUUCCAGCGGCUUUCCCCUUGGGUGCCGAAUCUGUACGUGCACGAGAAGGACCCCAUCUGCCAGGGGUUCAUCGACUACUUCGAGCAGCGGCAGAAGUUCAUGGAAGCCUCCCCCGGUGUUGGCACAACGUUCGCGGCAUUCUCUCGCCGUGACGCGUUCUGGCACCUGAUUGGCAAGGACAAGGACCGGCCGCAACUCCUGCCAUCGGCGGUGCUGUGGAAAAGCAGGUUCGAGCACGAUAAUCACGGUCUCCAGCAGUGGUGGAAACAGGACAGCGAGCUCGGCUUGGAGGUCCAGCAUUAUAGCUACCCUGUACCUGAAGCACAAACUGCUUCUACCUCAGUGCCGGCUUAGCUGUUGCUCGUGGUCGAAGUCAGUUUAUCUCUUAUUUUUUCGAAUAAAUGAAGUUCGUCAUCGUAACGUUUUCUUGUUAUUAAACCACAGGAACCUGGUAAUACCAGGGACCAAUUUAGAAAUAGAAAUUGUAAACUUCUCUUUAGUUAUAAAAAGUUUUUCCAUUUUACCAAUUUUAUGUUGUCAUGAAAAAUUUUGAUUUGUAAAUCUGUUCUUCUAGCUUGGGUUCAAAGCCUCACUCAGGCUAGUCAAACCC